Polistes canadensis is the source of this 1341-nucleotide messenger RNA. RefSeq lists its product as uncharacterized. The record is from RefSeq and is a predicted model, not a curated record. The transcript is spliced from 2 exons. The coding region runs from base 608 to 1321 and encodes 237 amino acids. NCBI's taxonomy places the organism in Eukaryota, Metazoa, Arthropoda, Insecta, Hymenoptera, Vespidae.
GGAAAGGGGAAAGAAAGUGAGAAGAGAAUACAUAAACAUAAAAAAAAAUAAGAAUAAAAUGAAAAAAUAAAAUCGCGCUAAAUAGGUGAACAAAGAGUGUUAGAGAUAUCCCACAAGUUUCGGUUGUGUUCCCCACCCUAAGUGUGUUUGGUAAAAUAAUAAAUAAGAGUGUGUGUAAGAGAGUAUCCUCUUCAAAGGUGUUAGACAAACCGAUGGCAAAACCGGGCCAAGGUGUGAAACACGCGAAUCGUAGUAGGAACGCUGCGUAUCUUUGGAAAACAUUAUUAUUACACCGAUCGUGGUCGAGAGCGUGACACCACCACCACAACCACCAUCAUCAACCAACCAACCUUUUGUGUGUUUCUUUUAUCUUUUUUUCCUUGAUCAAGUUUUGUUCUUAAUUUUUUUUUUUUGUUAAUUAUUGUUAUCAUCGUCAUAAACAUUUACGUGAAUAAUUUAUUUCGAGUGAUCAACGUUGUUAAAAGUGACACGCGUUUGAAAUCAAGAAAAUAAGGGGAGAGAAAGAAAAAAAAACAUUGAGAACGUUAGAAGUUAGGGAAAGGGUGAAUAAAAAUAAUAAAAAAAAAAAUAAAAAAACAAGAAAACUAUGGAAAUGGAAAGUAGAACAGUAACGAGACCACCGUGCGAGGAAAUAUCGAAAAGACGUGUUUCGAUAUCCGAUCAAAUAUUUGGUGUAGACAAUCCUGCAUUCGAACAUCAUCGUCGUAUAAGCUCCAGUUCCGAGCACAAUUCAGAUCAAGGUAGAAGGAAGUCGAUACUUCAUCAUACCGGGAGUCAUUACGACAGCGUUGAAAAUCUACCGCAGCACAACAAAUUAGAUUUAGCUGAGAAUGGUAGGGUUAACGAUAACAGAAAAAAAUCAGCGUUUAGUAUGACCAGUUCGAUAAGGGAUAAGAUCGAGUACUCCGAAGAAUUAGAGAGGUCGUGGUUGUACCUUUUUUGUGCCCGUUGUCAUGGACGCGACGAUACACCCUCGUGGGAACCACCAGGAUGGAAAAAAGCUUGCCCACAACCAUUCUGUCCGAGUUAUCGCAAAUUUGCAAGAAUACUCUGUCUCUUCCUACUGGGUCUUUUGAUUUGGGGUGUAGUUUACUCGAUAGCAGGAGAUGAUGCAGCACCAGGUGGCCCUUUGUUCGGUCUUGCCGCUUUAUGCAUAGCCGCACAUUUUGGUGGUUGGUUAUUUUCCUUGACGACUCUUCCAGCUUUGAUCGGUAUGCUGAUUACUGGAUUGGUACUACAGAAUGCUGACCUUAUCAGUAUCGAUGGCCGUUACUCUAUCGUUGUUUCUAACUUACGGUAAGUUUAUUUUUAUACUUUUUC